This is a messenger RNA of Polychytrium aggregatum, 1506 nucleotides long. RefSeq lists its product as uncharacterized. Lineage: Eukaryota; Fungi; Chytridiomycota; Chytridiomycetes; Polychytriales. The coding region runs from base 71 to 1285 and encodes 404 amino acids. The record is from RefSeq and is a predicted model, not a curated record. The transcript has 4 exons.
CGCAAGUCUCCAUCAGCAGGUUCACUCGGCUCACCGCUCUGAACCACUCCUCGAGUGUGCCCAAAGCGACAUGGCAGCUUGCGACGAGUUUAAUCCCCAGCGUCUCGACACCCAGAGCCUAGAGAACGACUUUAUCCUCACCAACAACUGCAUCGACUCGGAAGGUCGCUUUGUUCUCUACUUGAUCAACUGCAUGCUCUUUGCGCUCCUCUCGACCGUGGGCUUCGCCACGGCCGCCUAUCGCAUGUGGUUCCAAGACGGCUUUUCAAAAACCACGCCGUUCCGCAUCCUGCUGAUCUCGGCAGUAACAUGUCUAUGGCUGGCGAUAUCGUGGAUAGUCAUCAUGUCCGGCAAAGCCUCAUGGAUAACCCCGCUCUUGCGCGGAAUCACACUGGAAGGAGUCAAUGCAUUUCUGUGUCUCAACAUUUACUCCAGUCUCCACAUCGGCGACGUUAUCCAGUCAUUCUCGUCGUCGCUGCGAGCCACGUCGCUCUAUCAGUGGACCGUGCUCGCCCACACCAUCGGACGGAUCAUGUUCUGGUUCUGGCUUGGCUCGAGCGUGCUUUUCCUUGGCCUGCACUCUCUGGCCGCCUAUCUCCACUAUGAAUCCAUGAUGGUCUACCAACUGAUGGUCAUGGCCCUGUGCUUCAUUGUGACGACGAUCUAUGUCGGCACCCUCGGAAGCCUGUUCUACAUCAUGGCCUCGCGGCUGGUGUGCAUCUUGAACGACGGCCUGACCACGAUCGAGAGCGACAUUUUCGAAACCGCCGAAGCCAUCGCCAAGACCGAGGCCUCAUGGAAAGCACUGGCGCAGCAGAGCAUCCUCGCUCCGACGCCGGCUCUCCGGUCGGACCGAUCUGCUGAGGUGUCCAAAGCCAGUCCGGACUAUGAGGAGCUGACGCUGCUGCACAAGGAGAUCAAGACCCUCAACACCAAGCUCGAGCUUCUGCGGGCUCGCUGGCGGGUGCUGCGAGCGCUCGCCUCCAAGUCGGAGCAGUCGAUCCGGGCCGUUUCGAUCCUGUGUCUAGCCGUCGGGGUGCUGCUGACCCUCGGGGUCGCCGCCUGGAUCACCAUCGCCGUGUUCCAGGAGAUCACCGGCCCCACCGCAGCACAGGUAUCCAUCUCCCUGAUGGGCGGGCGUUCGGGUGCGGCCAUUCUCCAUGGGUCCAGCUGGGUCUUUGCCCUUGGUGAUCUCCUGGUCUAUUUUCCGGGUUUUGCGGUUGGCAUGUGGUACCACGGGCUCCAUCUGAUUGCAAGCCCCGUCGGCAACCAGGUGCGGCCGUGAUGGGCUCGCUGGCGAUCUGAACAGGGUCCGAGAUACAGCCCACUCAAAGCAAAUCGGGGCAUCUGGCUUUAAUUUGGAGCUAUUGCAUGUUGUGGACACUACAGUAGGUCCAGAAAGAAACGGGACAGUUCCUUCCUGGCUUCAGAUGUCUGAAACCCGCUGACUGACUGUAGGCCCAGCGGGUAGGCCAUGGCAUUGCACUCCUGUCUUCGUUGGCAAUC